This is a messenger RNA of Maylandia zebra (zebra mbuna), 1347 nucleotides long. Lineage: Eukaryota; Metazoa; Chordata; Actinopteri; Cichliformes; Cichlidae. The record is from RefSeq and is a predicted model, not a curated record.
AAAACUAUCAUCGAAAUGAAGUAGAGCAACAGAAGUAGCAAAACAUUUGAAUCGCAAUGUGAUCACGUGAUUUACAGGAACGGGUGCAGCUCAGCAAACCUCCUCGAAAUAGCACUCAACGUCCACACGCACACGCGCGCGCCCAAUCGCAGGAUCUACAGUUCAGCCGCUUUUCGGUGGCUUACAACUGAAGUUUAAUCAAACUUAUUAUUAAACUUCAAUUGUUUGCUGUGAUGGUCGUUAUCACACUCACACAGCUGAACAACAUGAAAUGAGAGCGAACAUGGUGCCCUUCCUGGUUUUGCUGUUUCUCUGUCAACGGAUUUCUGCCACCGAAGAUCUGAAAAUUAUCACAGCUGAGUCUGGACAAAAGAGCGUCACUCUGACAUGUCGAGCUCCAAACAACAGCAAGAACCUGAUAGGUGUGGAGUGGAAUAGAGCUGACCUGAAAGAAGAAUAUGUCCUCUUGUAUCGGGAUGAGCAGUUUGUCCCAGAUUACCAGCAUCCAUCUUUUAAGAACCGGGUGGAUCUGAAUGACACACAGAUGAAGGAUGGAGACGUGUCUCUGAUUCUGAAGGAUGUGAUUACUGCCGAUGAUGGGAUAUACGUGUGUCGUGUCCUCAUCCCAGGAACAAAGCGCAGAAAGAGAACUGCUGAAACUGUCAGGAGCAUCAGACUGAGUGUUGUUCCUCCAGGUCAGUCAGGAGGACUCACAGAGGAUGGAGGGAAGGAGGAUAAUAUCAGCAUUGAUGUUCGACAGGAAUGCGUUCUAAAAACUAUCUGUGUCUACUUAAAUAAAAAGCCAGAUGACCUGUUCAAGGAAUUCUUGGAUGUGGAUCUUAGUGCAAGAAGAGAAACGGAGCAGCUGACUUUAGGAGUCUGUGUUGUCAGACAUGAAGGAGCAGACUCUGCAGAUACACCUGAGGACAUUGGUGUCAUCAUAGAAGGAUACACUGUGCUGAAAGCUCUUAGUGAUGUGGCAAAGGGGUGUGCCCUCCUGCUUGGACUAAUCUACAGUCUAAAUCUGAGGUACCCAAAGCACCUGAAAUACAUAUUUGAAUUUCUUCAGAAGGUGCUGAUGGAGUUGGAUGGGAACAACCUAUCCAUGAAGGUGCAAGUUCUGAAAAACAAACUGCUUGAGUGAAACAGCCUGCACUGAACUAUAGAGGACACUGAACUGGUUACAAGAUUCUCAAACCCAUCUCCUUGCACUUUAUAAACUGUUCAGUUUGAAUUCCGCAAGAACUUCUGCAAGGCCUCAUACUUUUUGGCAUGCUUUGUUCAUGUUGAACUUUUACCACCAUCCAGCUACAUUGAACAAGACUGCUCCUAAGUUUGGACUUCAUU